AUGGCUUCGUCAUCAUCCCCUUCUACCCCCCUCCUAUACGCCUGCAUCGCCCACCAUACCACCAUCCUCUCCGAAUGCACAACCUCAGCGUCAUCAAAGACCUCCUCCCUCGCAUCUCUCAUCCUGCCCAAGAUCGAGCACACGAGCGCGCAGAAGCUCACCUAUACCCACGGCCAGCACCAGAUCCACUACGUCGCCGAGUCCUUUGCCGAUCAUGCCGACCAGAACGGCGCCGGCGGCCUGACCUUCCUCGUCAUCGCCGACUCGUCCCUCGGCCGUCGCGUCCCCUUUGGCUUCCUCUUCGAAGUCCGCAAGCGCUUCUUCGCCCAGUUUCCCGUCGGCUCAUACUUUGCCGACAUGCCAAACUACGGGGCGGCCUCCUUCAACGGCGAGCUGAAGAACCUGAUGGUCGACUACGGCACCACGGCCAGCGGGCAGGAGGAUGCGAUCGGGAACGCGAAGCGCGAGAUUGACGACGUCAGGGGCAUCAUGACCAAGAACAUCGAGAGUCUGCUGGAGAGGGGAGAGCGCCUGGAUCUCCUGGUGGACAAGACGGACAGGCUUGGUGGGAGCGCGCGGGACUUCCGCGUACGGAGCCGGGGGCUCAAGCGCCAGAUGUGGUGGAAGAACGUCAAGCUCAUGGCUCUCCUUGCCCUUGUUGUCAUUCUCAUCAUUUUAGGAUUGGUUGUUGCUCUCAAGAACUAA
Molecule: messenger RNA, 705 nt
Organism: Clonostachys rhizophaga
Lineage: Eukaryota; Fungi; Ascomycota; Sordariomycetes; Hypocreales; Bionectriaceae
Source: the annotation of a GenBank genome assembly